Phacochoerus africanus (Common warthog) is the source of this 1249-nucleotide messenger RNA. It is a transcript of the gene TMEM69, whose product is annotated as transmembrane protein 69. NCBI's taxonomy places the organism in Eukaryota, Metazoa, Chordata, Mammalia, Artiodactyla, Suidae. The record is from RefSeq and is a predicted model, not a curated record. The transcript has 3 exons. The coding region runs from base 222 to 986 and encodes 254 amino acids.
CUCCAGCCGGACUGAUUUUUUUUCGGCUCCCAGGAAGUGGGAGGUUAAUAACCCCCACUUGCCGGAAGUGCUUUUUCCAGAGAGCCUGGCCAAUCUUGCAGCUCAGCUUUCCACCUCCCCGCGCGACGCUGGCAACAGCAUGCUUCUGAUUAAGACCCUCCAGUUAGCUGUAAAAAUACAUUAAUCAGAACUGCCUGGCAUCUUCCUAAGCAAGACUCUUAAUGAGGCCCAAUAUGCUUCGCUUCAUCCAGAAGUUUUCUCGAGCAUCUUCAAAGAUGCUGAAGUACCCUUCCACAGUCGGACUAGGAGCCAGUGGGAGAAUAGAAACACUUUGUUUCAAGACGAGUCUCCAGCAGAACUUUCCCCAUUUGUUUCCAAGGCCUUGGCUUUUCCCUUCAUUUCCAGUGUGUAGGAGCAAGACACAAUAUUAUCAUACUUCCCCAUGCAGCUUUAAGAAGCGAGAGCAAGCAGUCCUUCCAGCCAGGCCACCACGCACCAUCAGUUACCUGCCCGACAGCCCAAAGCCAGCAUUGUACAUAACUCUGGCAGGACUGGUCCCCUUCAUUGCCCCACCGCUGGUCAUGGUGAUUACAGAGACAUACCUCCCUAUAUUAGCUUUUACUCAGGUGGCUUACGGAGCCAGUGUCCUAUCUUUCUUAGGAGGGGUCAGAUGGGGUUUUGCUCUGCCAGAAGGUAGUCCAGCCAAACCAGACUUCCUCAAUCUAGCGAAUAGUACAGCUCCUGUUAUAUUUUCAUGGUUUGCAUUCUUUAUUUCUGAAAGACUCAGUGAAGCUAUAGUCACAGUAAUAAUAGGUUUGGGGAUAGCAUUACAUGUUGAAGUUUUUCUCUUGCCACAUUAUCCCAAUUGGUUCAAAGCCCUAAGGAUAGUAGUCACUUUAGUGGCCUUUUUGUCAUUUGUAAUCACUUUACUAGUUAAAGGUAUUUAUCCAGAGAAAGGACCCAAGAGACCUGGGCAAGUGGAAUAGAUAAUACAACUGCUCUGGAGAUGACGUCAGCAUGUUGGCUAGAAGCCUUGUGAGGCUGUGUUUUGGCACCACCUUCUUCUAGUUCUAACUUUUUCUUCCUAGCUAUGGUAAUUUAUUCUUUACAGGUUAAUUUUCAUUUCUAGAAAUGUUUGUUUUAUAAGAAUUUCUGAUAAAUAGCUUGAAAAUCCCUAAUAAGUCCUUUUCAUGUUAGGUUAUAGUUCUCAGUCUUUUUAUAAAUAACAUAGUCAUCACUUAAAAAUUUC